AGUAAACAAGACUGAUUCGUUCACUCACUAGUGUCAAGCUGAGUGACUACGACUAGCAACUGCUUAUAAAUUAUUAUCGUAAAAGAGUUAAGUUCUACAUUAUUUUUUGUUUUUUGAUUGUUAUCUUAAACCCAGGUACGGUGCUAGCUACGUAACCUCAAAUAUUUCUUCAGUGUACAUCGUGAACAUUUACAGUGAAUAAUCGAGAAAGUGAUGGAUAGUGACGUAGUUAGGGUGAAGGAGGAGCCAAACGAAAAUCUGACGAUCACAGAUGAUGAUUAUGUUUUCGAUUCAGUGCAGGACUAUAUCAAAGCCGAAAACUAUGAAACGUUGCAAUUUCAUGACUUACCGGCAAAACACGCGAACGAGGAUGUGACUUUACAGGAGAAGUUAGGUGAAAAAAUAUUCAUAGGUUUUGAGUGCAAAAAUGUCAAACCUGAACUGCCGUGUCUAUCGGAAACUAUCUGCAAAUCUGAGUUUCAAAAUGAUCAAUCUGAUGUGAAAAAAGAAAACGAAAAUACGACCAAUAACAUGAAUGAAAAAACUCUAAUAAUUUUAAUAAAAAAAGGAUAUAAUUAUGAUAAUAAUUGUCAAUUGAAUGUGAAAUCCCGUUUAAAAUUGAUCGAACAUGAGAAGCUCAAAAGUGUUGAAAAAAGUGUUGAAAAAAAAUCAUUGCACGAGUCAAAAAUAUGUCGAGAAUCUUAUAAAAUUCAUUUCAAAGCCAAUCACAAUAACAGCAAAACUUUUGUAUGUGAAAUUUGUCACAAAUCGUUUUCAUCCAAGAAUAAUCUCAAAAUCCACAUAAAUACAGUACAUUAUCGGAGCAAACGCUUUGAGUAUAAUCAUUACCUCAAACGUCACACGAUUGCAGUACAUGAUGAGAGCAAACCGUUUGAAUGUGACAUUUGCCACAAAUCAUUUGGAUACAAACAUGUAAUCAUACUUCACAUUUAUGCAGUACAUAAUAAUCAUAGCAAACUGCUUCAAAGUGAAACUUGUCAAAAGUAA
Molecule: messenger RNA, 1008 nt
Organism: Trichogramma pretiosum
Lineage: Eukaryota; Metazoa; Arthropoda; Insecta; Hymenoptera; Trichogrammatidae
Product: zinc finger protein OZF-like
Exons: 4
Coding region: 214-1008 (264 amino acids)
Biological process (GO): regulation of transcription by RNA polymerase II
Cellular component (GO): nucleus
Molecular function (GO): RNA polymerase II transcription regulatory region sequence-specific DNA binding; DNA-binding transcription factor activity, RNA polymerase II-specific
Source: RefSeq, a predicted model, not a curated record